This is a messenger RNA of Staurois parvus, 344 nucleotides long. The record is from the annotation of a GenBank genome assembly. Lineage: Eukaryota; Metazoa; Chordata; Amphibia; Anura; Ranidae.
UUACACUUGGCACAAUGCAGUCAGGCAAGUACUGUUCUCCUGGCAACCACCAAACUCAGACAUGUCCAUCUGAUUACAAGACAGAGAAUCGUGAUUCGUCACUCCAGAGAACACGUCUCCACUGCUCUAGAGUCCAGUGGCGUGUGGCUGAGUUGCUGUUGUUCCCAGUUGCUUCCACUUUGUUAUAAUACAGUUGACCGUGGAAUAUUUAGAAGCAAGGAAAUUUCAUGGAUGGACUUAUUACACAGGUGGCAACCUAUCACGGUGCCACGCUUGAACUCACUUAGCUCCUGAGAGCGACCCAUUCUUUCACAAAUGUUUGUAGAAGCAGUCGGCAUGCCUAG